AUGGGCGGCAGGGAAAAAGCCCGUAACUCCGCAGUGGCGCCAAUCUUCAGGCAGAAGCCGGAGCAAGCCCGGGCGCCAUCUUCAGAGGCCCCCCUGACAGAUUCGGACUCUGAAAUGAGCAGUCAGGUUCACUCGGAGCGCACGGAGGCUCCCCUCACCAGGAGCGACAUGAGGGGUUUCCUGGCCGACUUCAAACAAUCUGUGGCCGACGAACUAGAAAAACGGCUGUGCCUCAUACUAGAAAACAUGGCGGACCUCUCCGCUCGAGCGCAGGCCGCGGAAGACAAAAUGGCGGCCACUGAAGAAACGGUACUAGCUCAUGGGAGCGAGCUACAAACUCUCCGUGACCAAUUGCGCUCACUUGAAGAUACAAAUGAGGACCUGAAUAAUAGAACACGUCAGAACAACAUCAGAGUGAGGGGCAUUCCGGAAUCCGUCUCCACGGACCUCCUAACCGAUACCCUCACAGAGGUCUUUAAAAACCUUCUCCCGGACGCUACACCUGCCGACCUCCUUAUGGACCGGGCUCAUAGAGCGUUACGAGCUCCCAGCACCAACAUGGCCACCCCCAGGGAUAUCAUCGUCCGAUUACACUUCUACCACAUCAAAGAGCGCAUAAUGAAAGCAGCCCGUGAUAGCCCUGUGGAGGUGGAGGGGGCUCUGGUCCAGCUGUUUCAGGACCUGGCACCAACCACCCUGAAACGCAGAAGAGACAUGCGCCCACUCACACAACACGUUACCCGACAUGGCCUCUGGUAUGCCUGGGGCCAUCCCUUCAAGAUCAUCAUCCGCAAAGACAGCAGGUUCUACUCCCUCAUGAAGCCAGAAGACCAGCUCCUGGACCAGCUGGACCUACCGCAGAUACCCACUACAGCGCACCCCAGCACCGACCAGGCUCCACAACGACCGCCAAGCAACAAUUUACCCACCAGGACCGGUGACCGCUUGCACCAGAACGCGACACCCCUUCAGCAGGAUGCCACACCGCACUAA
Messenger RNA from Pelobates cultripes (western spadefoot toad), 993 nucleotides. Lineage: Eukaryota; Metazoa; Chordata; Amphibia; Anura; Pelobatidae. The record is from the annotation of a GenBank genome assembly.